Perkinsus marinus ATCC 50983 is the source of this 300-nucleotide messenger RNA. RefSeq names its product Acidic proline-rich protein PRP25 precursor, putative. The record is from RefSeq and is a predicted model, not a curated record. Lineage: Eukaryota; Perkinsozoa; Perkinsida; Perkinsidae. The annotation marks the transcript as partial. The transcript is spliced from 3 exons.
GGUGGUGCUCCUCCAGUAGUGACAGCGACGGUUAUGGGUACCGCUCCUCCGCCUCCACCCAUGAUGAUGCAACAGCAGCCGGUUCCGGGUACUAUGAUCGCUCCUGGAGCCCCACCAGCACCGUAUGGAGGAGGAUAUGGGGCGCCCGCCCCUCCACCUUAUCAACAACCCGCGCCCUAUGGGUAUCAGGCCCAACAGGGCUAUACUGCGGGCGGAGCAGUUCCUAUGGCAGCAGGACCAUAUGGUGGUCAGCAGUACCAGCAGCAGAUGUACGGGAAUCAGCCAGUCGGUGCUCCUAUG